AUGAGCGACAACAACAACAACGACGACGAAAGAAAAGACGAAAUUCCUCCGCCACUUGAUAACCCCAAUCCCACCAACCCAACCGAAUCCUCUCAUCCCCCAAAACCUCCAUCAAAACCCUUCUUCCUACUCCCAUCCAUCCUCCUCAUCACCACCAUCAUCAUCAUCAUCAUCCUAUCCGCCGUAUACUACCAUUCUCAAAACACCUCUUCCAACCACCCUCACUCGAAAUCUUCGUGGUGGUGGUCGCAGUGGGGAUUGACAAGUAGUUAUAGCGGUAAUAAUAAUGGUGGUGCUGGUUAUGGUUAUGGUGAAGUGGAGAGUUGGAGUGAUGAAGAGUUGGAAAGUGAUUUGAAACCGAAAAUUGAAUUGGAAUUGGGGCAUGGGGAUCUUAGAGGUGGGGGUGGUGGGGUGGGGCGGUUGGAGGGGGGGAGGAGGAGAGUGAGGAGUGAGGAGUGA
Messenger RNA from Sphaerulina musiva SO2202, 459 nucleotides. RefSeq lists its product as uncharacterized. The transcript has a single exon. Lineage: Eukaryota; Fungi; Ascomycota; Dothideomycetes; Mycosphaerellales; Mycosphaerellaceae. The record is from RefSeq and is a predicted model, not a curated record. The coding region runs from base 1 to 459 and encodes 152 amino acids.